This is a messenger RNA of Chelmon rostratus (copperband butterflyfish), 1203 nucleotides long. RefSeq names its product zona pellucida glycoprotein d (gene zpd). NCBI's taxonomy places the organism in Eukaryota, Metazoa, Chordata, Actinopteri, Chaetodontiformes, Chaetodontidae. The record is from RefSeq and is a predicted model, not a curated record. Gene Ontology annotation, biological process: neutrophil migration. Bases 1 to 1203 code for a protein of 400 amino acids. Gene Ontology annotation, cellular component: cell surface; apical plasma membrane. The transcript has 10 exons.
AUGAUCCUAACCGGCUUGAAGCUGAGCGGGCUCCUCGUGCUACUCCUGGGCUUCACGCGCCACCGUGUUGACGGAGCGUGCAGUGUGGAGCAUUGCACUGACCGCACAAGAUGUGUCCUGUCCAAAGACCAAAGAGGCUGUAAAUGUGCCACUGGAUAUUAUGGUGACCAGUGUGACAAAGAUGCACACAUCAAAGUUGUGUGCGGCAGAAACUACAUAGCGAUCAGAGUGAUAGAAGAUUUCUUCAAGUAUCACAACGUGCCACUGGAGUCCUUGCACUUGCCCAACAAAUCUUGUCGCGGUCAGAGAGCGGUCGUCGGUGGUGUGUCGUACUACGUGUCCAAGAUAUCCAAAGACAAAUAUCUAACCUGUGGAGGCAAACCGCUGGAGAAAAACUUUACUCACAUCUCAUAUUCCCUGAGUCUGUUGUCAGACCCCCAGGUUACUGGAAACAUCAUCAGAAAUCCCAUCAUUAAGAUGGACUACAGAUGUGUCUAUCCAUACGUCAGGACAGUCAGCCUGCCUUUCCCAGUCAUCCCCUUCUCCAGCGAGACGGUGAUGCGCGUGGAUGAACUCGAUGCCACGAUACAGAUGAUGUUGUACACAGAUCACUCCUACACCGAGGCCUACUCCAGCGCCCCCACCAUUGAACUCCGAGACAAGGUGUAUGUGGAGGUGAAGGUCGUGGAGCCUGCAGAUUUCUUCCUGCUCCGCAUCAACGAGUGUUGGGCCACACAGACUCCCCAGCCGAACACUGCAGAGGGAUCCUUUCACUUUCUGCUUCUGAACGGGUGUGUGAACGACCAAACUGUUUCCUUUCUUAACACGAGCGCGGGACAGUCGGGCCGUAACGGAGAAAGCUCCACCAUUCGCUACAGCUUUGACAUGUUUCGCUUCACGGCCGAGCCUCACGACCUCUAUCUGCACUGCUCCGUGCAGCUGUGUGAGCCAGACGACCACGAGUCCUGCGCGCCUAACUGUAAUUCAAUCAGUAAGAGAGAAGCCGUGAGAGCAGACCCGUCCCAGGGCCUGCUGUCGUAUGGACCCAUCAGGAUAGAAAUGCCAGACAGAGCUCAGUCCAACAUACUGACGAUGGUGGUGCUGCCUGUAGCUGCCGUCUGGACUGUCGGCUUCUUCUUCAUCAUCCUCAUCAUUGUGGCCAAGGCGGGCAGCCGGAGGCUCACACAAAUAGAGGAGCGCUGA